CUUUCAUGAGCGCUCGGCCUGCUUCUGCUAGCCGCUUCAUCGUAUCUAAAGAAAACACCAGUGGCCAAACAACAGCGAUGCCGAUGAAAGUGUGAGCGAGAACCGCAGGUUGCUGCAAAAAGCUCGCCAUGUCUUGCGACUAUGCAAGCGGGCUGUCCGAGUACGCCGACAAAGGCAUCUGCGGCCAGCCCGAGCAUUUCGACGAGCCGUCGCUGCUCGAAGACAAGAUCGCACGACUCGCCGACUGGAUGCAAGCCUCCAAGCACAUCGUAGUGAUCACCGGCGCCGGCAUCAGCACGUCGGCCGGGAUCCCCGACUUCCGCGGUCCGCGUGGAGUCUGGACUCUGGAGCAGCAGGGUGAGAAGCCGCAGGUCAACAUCUCGUUCGACGACGCGGUACCGACUUCCACGCACAUGGCGCUGGUUGAGCUGGCGCGCAGCUCGCAUCUCAAAUUCCUCGUCAGCCAGAACGUCGACGGCUUGCACCUGAAGUCGGGCUUCCCGAUGGACAUCCUCACGGACUUGCACGGAAACAUGUUUCUGGACCGAUGCAACCAGUGCGGCCGGCAGUUCGUGAGGACCACGGCGACCAAGUCGGUCGGCCAGAAGCCCACCGGCGAGUCGUGUCCCGUGCCGAAGAAGAACGGCCGGCUGUGCCGCGGUCAUUUGCACGAUUCCAUCCUGGACUGGGAGCACGAGCUGCCCGAGGACGGGAUCGAGGCGGCCGACCUGCACUGCAGGGCCGCCGACCUCAUCCUGUGCCUCGGCUCAACGCUGCAGAUCGUGCCGUGCGGCGCGCUGCCCCUCCUGGCCAAGAAGACGGGAGGCAAGAUCGUCAUCUGCAACCUGCAGCCGACCAAGAUCGACAAGUCGGCCAACUUGAUUCUGCGCGCCUACGUUGACGACGUCAUGGAAAAGCUGAUGAAGCGCCUAGGAAUCGCGAUACCGACCUACUCUGCCGAAUGCGACCCCACCAAAAUCAAACGCGAAGCCCCUAUGGAGUAUCCAAAGUUGAGACUGCCGGACGCCAAGGCGCCUGCACCUCGCAAGUACAAAAAGAAACCCCGGAAGAGAGAAAGUAGUACCUCGCCGGACGACGCGACCGCGCGGAAAGCGAUCAAAAAAGAACGUCGUCUGUCGUCAACCGAUGCAACCGGUUGACAGACGACGUGCUAGAGAAUCUUACGUUUUGCAGCUUAGCAACGCCUCGUGUUAGUCGUGCAGGUGUCAAUUGUUUACGUAUACAUCGUGAUUGUGAUGUGAUAUGAGGUGGUGUUCGGGGCCACCUCUUUUAACUUCCCUCACGCGUUUAUGCUUCUCCAAACAAACGCCAAGCUUGUGACAUGCUCGUGGUAUUUAUAGCUCAGUCUUACCUCGACAUCUUCCACUUUUCGCUGCCUAUUGUGCAUCACACCUGUUAUCGUUGUUUUGCCAAAAUGUACUAUCCAUGCUGCAUGCAGAGCUAACAAAUUUAAGCUUUUAUGCAUUCAUGUUUCAUGAUAUUGAGUGAUGAAUCUUUUUUAAUUCCUAAAGAAUGAAGUAGCCAAACUGUCGUGUAGCUGGGCAUAAUCCCGUAAUUACACGAUUCUUGAUCACAGCAGUUAGUUUGACACCUGUUUAUACAACAUCUUUCACAGAUUAUGAGCUUGGAAUAGAAAAUGUUGCACACCUUUCUGCACAAAUGUUGUGUUUGAAAGUACGCACUCAGUGGUGAGGCAUUAAUGUAAAAUGCCUUUUGGACAAGCUGUACACUUAAACAUCAUUUUCAUUUAAAUCCACUGCUCAUUCACUGCUGUAUGUAGAGUAAAAGCAUUGUCUAGUGAAACAAACUGCAUUUCAGCAUUUUUCAUGGCUUCAUGCAACACCUUCCAAAUUGACCUGCAUAGUCAUAGCCGAAUAGCCGAAUAUGAUGUGUGCUGCUCAACAAGUAAUACUUGAAUUUCUUUUCUUUCUUUUUGUCAUGAAAAUUAUUUGUAGAAUAUGUGCAAUGGAAAUGGUUUUUUUGUUAUUAUACUUUUGUCCACUGUAUAUUGUUACAAAUAAUUUGCUGCUGUAAUAGCUUAUGAGCAUUUAUGUGACCCAUUUAUGUCACAUUAUUUAUAGAUGCACAUCUGUAAAUUUGUGUAUACUCAUCUUGCUUCAAUGACAGUCCAUAAUGCUGCAUCUAGCCGAGAGCAAAUGACCACCAGAGUCCACUGAAGCCCAUUAAAACACCGUUUGUCAUGUGCCGGGGAAAAAGGUGUUUCCAAGGGUCAAAUUAAGAACACCACAUGUUGAAGAAGUAGAGUAAAAGAAAGAACAGAAUGAAAAGAAAGCACUGCUUGUGAGAGGCUGCCUUAUGGAAUGAGGUGAUGCAUGUGAUCCGAAUAACUUGACAAACGCUUCUUUUGUCAAUGCACUAUCCAGGACAGCUGGGCAUCCUUGUGGUGGCUGCUGCGUGAAAACUCUCAGCUCUUGUGAAGCAAUGCAUAUUUUUUAUAUCCCCAUUAUGAUCUGCUCUUUGCUUAUGAAGAAAUAGAAUUAUCAUGACCCAG
Messenger RNA from Dermacentor andersoni, 2533 nucleotides. RefSeq names its product NAD-dependent protein deacetylase Sirt6-like. The record is from RefSeq and is a predicted model, not a curated record. Gene Ontology annotation, cellular component: nucleus. Gene Ontology annotation, molecular function: NAD+ binding; transcription corepressor activity; histone H3K9 deacetylase activity, NAD-dependent. Gene Ontology annotation, biological process: negative regulation of transcription by RNA polymerase II. NCBI's taxonomy places the organism in Eukaryota, Metazoa, Arthropoda, Arachnida, Ixodida, Ixodidae.